AUGGUAUCAUCUUUAUUCAGUGACACGGAACCACAGCUUGAAAAUAUUGGUGCAGAAGAUAUUCUGGAUAGAAAUGAACGGCUUAUUCUCGGUCUCAUUUGGACUAUCAUUCUUCGUUUCCAGAUUGACACGAUUUCCAUCCCGAUGGACGAAGAAUCUGGUGAAAGGAAGCAUGCGAAGGAUGCACUUCUGUUAUGGUGCCAAAGAAAAACAGCUGGUUAUGCGAAUUCCAAAGUUGAGAAUUUCACCACUUCAUGGCGUAAUGGUCUAGCUUUCAAUGCACUGAUUCAUGCCCACAGGCCAGAUCUAAUCAAUUACGAGAAUUUGUCGCCACAAGAUGCAAUUGGAAAUUUGAAUAAUGCUUUCGAUGUAGCUGAAAAAAACUAGAUAUUGCACGUUU
Molecule: messenger RNA, 400 nt
Organism: Loa loa (African eye worm)
Lineage: Eukaryota; Metazoa; Nematoda; Chromadorea; Rhabditida; Onchocercidae
Exons: 4
Coding region: 1-387 (128 amino acids)
Biological process (GO): actin cytoskeleton organization
Cellular component (GO): cortical actin cytoskeleton; cell projection; cell junction
Molecular function (GO): actin filament binding
Source: RefSeq, a predicted model, not a curated record